CUUUGUUCACCCCUUUAUUUUUCUCGUAUCCAGUUGCCUCCUCAAAUCAAGUGCAAGCGUGUCAUUGUAUUUUAUUUAUCCUUAUCACUGCUCCAUCCUAUAGUCAUGCUAGCAUCGCAAGAACGCACCGCCUACGAUGAUCGGCAGAGAUUGUUUCUACAAUCUCUUUUGUCUUACAAAAUUCUCGACGAAGACAAAGCCAUGGAACUUUAUCGCCGCGUUUGUCAACUGACAGAAAAGGAUCAGAUCGAUUUUGCCGAAUUCAUUGCAAGCAUCAACAAAGAGAUCAACGAAAUGGACAUUGCGAUACGUCGAUCGCAUAAUCAGCGCGACGGUCAACCGAUUCUAGCUUUGGUCAAUACAAAAGAAGACGAGAUCGCUCAAAUUGCUACUCACUACACAGCCAACGAGAUCAGCUACUUCCGACAACUGAUUGAAUUAAUCAUGAUGUCUGAUGAUGAGGAUUACGCGGUACAAUCGAUGACGGCUCUGCAGCUUGGACAAAAGAUGAAGCCUCUUCUUACACAAAAGGAAACAGAGGAAUUACUGGAUCGAUUCGUCGAAGAUGGCUGGCUGUACUUGACACCCACUGGUGUUUACACCAUGGACAACCGAGCGCUGCUAGAAUUACAAGCUUACUUGCGACAGCAAUUCGGUGAUGUAGUCAAAGAGUGUCUUAUGUGUUUUGAAGUGAUUACCAUGGGUGAGCGAUGCGAACUACAAAAUUGUUCAAGCAGAAUUCAUCGGCACUGUGCUGACGGUUAUUUCCGUACCGCCUCUUCUAUGGUUUGCCCCAUGUGCCAAACCCGAUGGUCAAGAUCCAAUACCUUUGGCAAAGGUUUACCGCCUUAAGGAACCUGAUGCCGAUUUUUAUCCAACACCAUUGUACCAUGAUAUAGCAUUGACAGAGAAGAAACAUUGGAAAAAGGGACAGAAACAAAAUAUCAACAUAGUAGG
This is a messenger RNA of Radiomyces spectabilis, 957 nucleotides long. Its product is annotated as Nse1 non-SMC component of SMC5-6 complex-domain-containing protein. Bases 106 to 852 code for a protein of 248 amino acids. The record is from RefSeq and is a predicted model, not a curated record. NCBI's taxonomy places the organism in Eukaryota, Fungi, Mucoromycota, Mucoromycetes, Mucorales, Radiomycetaceae. Gene Ontology annotation, molecular function: ubiquitin-protein transferase activity. Gene Ontology annotation, cellular component: nucleus; Smc5-Smc6 complex. Gene Ontology annotation, biological process: double-strand break repair via homologous recombination; DNA damage tolerance. The transcript has 4 exons.